Molecule: messenger RNA, 1020 nt
Organism: Pneumocystis jirovecii RU7
Lineage: Eukaryota; Fungi; Ascomycota; Pneumocystomycetes; Pneumocystales; Pneumocystaceae
Exons: 8
Coding region: 1-1020 (339 amino acids)
Biological process (GO): transcription by RNA polymerase I; transcription by RNA polymerase II; nucleotide-excision repair
Cellular component (GO): transcription factor TFIIH holo complex; transcription factor TFIIH core complex
Source: RefSeq, a predicted model, not a curated record
AUGGACACAAAGAUUUCUGAAGUAUUAUAUAAAAAAAUAAAAGGGACUCUUAUUAUUGAAGAAAAUAAUAUAAAAUGGAUAGAAUUAGGAAAGCAAAUCCCUGAUUUAAUAAUUUCUUUGGAUUCAAUAAAAAAUCUACAAGCAACACCAAUUACAAGCCCUCGAAUAAUGGUAAAAAUUCUUGUAAAAACUCAAAAUGAGACAACAUCAUAUAUUUUUACAUUUGUAUCUUUGAAAGCCCAAAAUGACUGCAAUAAUUUCAAACUAAAUAUCCAAAAAACCAUUUCAAAGAAAAACAAUGCACAUAAUAUCCAAUCAGUCUCUGAUAUAUUAGCAAGAAGGAACUUCGAACAAGAUAUUGACCUACAACAAUCUCUUCUUAAAGAUAAUAACGAAUUGAUGAAAACAUUUUCAGAAACAGUUAUUAAAGGGAAUAUUACAAAUGAGCAGUUUUGGAGUACACGAAUACAUUUGUUAAGGACAUAUGCUGUUGAAAAAUAUCAAAAAAGAGGCCUAUAUAAUGUUCUUGUUACCAUAAGGCCUCAGACAAUUGAUAAUAGAAUCAAGCUGUCCUUAAGCAGGGAAAAGAUUCAUGAUAUAUUUCAACAACAUCCAUUAAUUAAACAUAUUUACAAUAAAAAUGUCCCCCCAUUAUCAGAAGAUGAUUUCUGGGGACGUUUCUUUUUAUCACGUCUUUGUAAAAAACUGAGAGGAGAAAAACUAAAUACAAGUGAUUCCAAUGACGAAAUAUUAGAUAAGUAUAUUGAUUAUGCAGAUAAUUUAACACAACCAUAUACCAAUAACACAAAAGAUAUAUCUCAUUUUAUUGAUUUAAUUAGAAAUGAACAUCAUAUUAGAAAGACUUGUAAUUUUGAAUCAUCAAUUGCUUUAAGAGACUUAGAAAAUGUGAAAAUGUCACAAUCUUUAAAUAAUCUUUCUAUAAAAAUGAUAAACUUUUCUAAAAAUACAACUGAAAAGGGAAAUUAUCAUAUUUUUUUUAAACCAUCUAAUUUAAUUUAG